Messenger RNA from Entelurus aequoreus (snake pipefish), 2758 nucleotides. It is a transcript of the gene tor3a, whose product is annotated as torsin family 3, member A. The record is from RefSeq and is a predicted model, not a curated record. Gene Ontology annotation, molecular function: ATP hydrolysis activity; ATP binding. The transcript has 6 exons. Lineage: Eukaryota; Metazoa; Chordata; Actinopteri; Syngnathiformes; Syngnathidae. The coding region runs from base 234 to 1343 and encodes 369 amino acids. Gene Ontology annotation, cellular component: endoplasmic reticulum lumen; nuclear envelope.
UUUUCCCCCCCCCCUGAGUCGGAAAUCCAAUCUCGAUGGGCGUUCCAGUGGAAAUCCGCUCCGUCGAUGUAUUAUUUAGCUACUGAAUAUGCAAAGUAUUAAAUGUAAAUGUAUCAGUCUAUUUCCGGUUUGGAAAUCUGGCACAUCCUUACACUAACAUUGACAGAAGUGACUGCUUAAUGGCGCACUAGACUCGGCGUCCUGCUCAGGACCACGGUCGACAUCUUCCUCCAAUGGUUAUCCGCUUCAUAUCGCCACUGCUUUUGCUGCUGGCUGGAUCCACGCACGGCCACUUCUUCCGGCUGGACACCCUCUCCAAUGCGUCCACGUACUAUUUUAAUUACAUUUACUGCAACAUAUGGGAGGGGGAGUGUCAGCCCCACCAGGACGAUGCGACCCAGCAAGUUCCCACCAGGGACGUUUGGGCGGCGUUCCCCCAGGACUACAUCAGCCUGGCGUACCACUGGUACUGCAGCCUGGGCCAGUGCUGUGAGUCUGGGGACUGCAGGGUGACCAACAAUAUCACAGGCCUGGCUCGAGACCUUCAGACCAAGCUGCACGGUCAGCACCUGGCCCAGUCUGUGGUUUUGAAAGCUAUCCAGGGUUUCAUCAACAACCCGGAGUCCAACAAGCCCCUGACACUCUCCUUCCAUGGCUGGUCCGGUACCGGAAAGAAUUUUGUCGCCAGAGUUAUUGCAGAUAACCUUUAUCGUGACGGGGUGAAGAGCGAGUGUGUGCGCCUUUUCAUCGCCCCGUUCCACUUCCCACACGCGAGACUGGUGGACAUGUACAAGAGUCAGCUGAGAGAAGCAAUUCGGGACAUGGUUCUCAGAUGUUCCCAGACGCUGUUUAUCUUUGACGAGGCUGAGAAGCUUCACCCAGGUCUCAUCGACGCAAUCAAGCCUUACAUGGACCACUAUGACAAUGUAGACGGCGUCAACUACCGGAAGGGCAUAUUCCUCUACCUCAGUAAUAUUGGAGGCGCGACGAUCAACGAUGUUGCCUUGGACUUUUGGCACUCAGGUCAAAACCGAGAGGACAUCGGGAUGGAAGAUCUGGAACAUCGUCUCCGUGCUGAAACCAUGGAGUCCCAAGGUGGGUUUGCACAGAGUGAGCUAAUGUCAGGCCACCUCAUUGACUUCUUCGUGCCCUUCCUACCUCUGGAGUACCGUCACGUCAAGCUGUGCGCCAAGGACGCUUUCACAGCUCGAGGCCUGGAGACGGACGACGCCACCCUGGACGAAGUGGCCAAGGCCAUGCUGUAUAUUCCAAAAGAGGAGAGACUGUUCUCGGCCCAGGGAUGCAAGUCCAUACCUCAGCGAAUCAACUUCUUUCUGCCCUAGAAGAGAGACCUGGAGGAGGUGUGGCGUUUCACGCUCUUUACAGGUGCAACCCGUCCGUGUCUGUCCAGGUCACAAAGAGGUCAGACAAGAGGACAUUCUAUGUGGGGAGAGCAGAGCGCCAUUUGUUGCAGGGUGUCAAAGACGGGACACCUGGUCCUUUUAAGAUGAAGAAAACAUUGACACGUUUCACUAUAUCAGGGGUCGGCAACCCAAAAUGUUGAAAGAGCCAUAUUGGACCAAAAAUACAAAAACAAAUCUGUCUGGAGCCGCAAAAAAUUAAAAGCCAUAUUACAUACAGAUAGUGUGUCAUGAGAUAUAAAUUGAAUUAAGAUGACUUAAAGGAAACUAAAUGACCUCAAAUAUAGCUACAAAUGAGGCAUAAUGAUGCAAUAUGUACAUAUAGCUAGGCUAAGUAGCAUGUUAGCAUCGAUUAGCUUGCAGUCAUGUAGUGACCAAAUAUGUCUGAUUAGCACUCCACACAAGUCAAUAACAUCAACAAAACUCACCUUUGUGUAUUCAAGCACAACGUUAAAAGUUUGGUGGACAAAAUGAGACAGAAAAAGAAGUGGCAUAAAAACACGUCCUAGAAAGUCGGAGAAAGUUAUACUUGUAAACAAACUUCGGUGAGUUCAAGGACCGCCAAAAUUAGUAGGACAAAGCGGCGCUCGCCAAAUACUCAAAUCAGUGAAGCAUGUUUAAUGUAAACAGUGUGCUUUAUAACAAUUAGGGAGGUUUGUGUCAUGUUUGUCCUCCUACAGAAACCAUAUUAAAACAAAAACUUUUUUUUUUCCUCAUCUUUUUCCAUUUUUCAUACAUUUUUUAAAAAGCUCCAGAGAGCCACCAGGGCGGCGCUCUAGAGCCGCGGGUUGCCGACCCCUGCACUGUGCAAAAGUCCAGUCAAAGUUGUCAUUUUGACAAAAUAUAACACAAACCUAAUGGUGGGAUCAAACGUUUGCUCGUAUACACACCUCACCCAACUUUAGUGAGGUGUGCAUUUAUAGUAGGUAGUGACAUUUAAUUAUGUCACUACUUACUAGUUACUAUUUAGAAAUGUACACGUGUGCUUUUUGAAGUUGGAGUUGUAGUCAAUGUUAAAUUAUAUUUUGCUUUUUUAAAACUAUACAAAAAAAACACUGGAUUGUUGUUGCAAUGCACCCAAAGGGACAUGUGUUUCUAUUUAUGAGGUCACUAUGUUUAUAAGUGUGAGAAAAAUUAAGAAAAACAUUUUUCAACCCUACUAUGCUAUCAUCCAUUGUUUUCAAUGUUGUCAAAAUAAAUUGAUUUGACCUCCUUUACCAUUGUAAAUAGUUUGAAUUGUUAUUUUAAAUGUUAGAUGCAUCAUUUAGGCCACACUUUGUCCUUGUGUCACAUUGGUCUGUUUAAAGCACGUGAACAUUGACAUUAAACAUCAUAGG